AUGGCUCGAUAUAUUGUAGCGACUGCCGCUAUUCCGUGAGUUUUUGUAUUCAGAAAUUAAUCAAAUAAAAUGUAUAAUUAUUUGCAGAGCACUUUAUGGAGCAUAUAAAUCAUAUUACUGGGGUUGUCCACCAGAUAUCAAAAUUAUUAGAAACGUCGAUGAAGCGGUGGAAUUUUUGAAUUCCAAUAAAUAUGUUAGCGAUGCUUUGAAAUUUGUAAAUAAUGUUGAGAAAAACAAUAAUAAUGAACAUAAUAAUAAUAACAACGAGGAGGAGAUUAUUAGGAAUUUGAAACCACAAGCGAUUGGAUUUUUGGCGCGAAGUGGAUCUGAAUUAUGUCAAAAAAUACCUGUACAAAAAUGUAGGAAUGAUGAAAUGGAUGUUAGCGAGGCUCUGAAAAAGGUUAGUGUUUUUGAGGGUUUUGAGAAUAUUUUUGAGUAACAUUUGAAAAACUUGCAGUUCAACCUUGGCGACAAAUGGAAUAGUAGUUUGGAAUGGAUAAACCGUGUUGCAUGUCCAGAAGAAGAUUUAUCUUGUUCGGAAGAAUGGCUCGUUCGACUUCCGAGUCAAGUUGAGCGACUUCGGAGAAUGCUUCAGCUUUUGUUUCUCACGACCGAGGUGAGUCUUCUAAAAAUAUUUAUUUGUUAUUUCUGACUUUUUUUCCAGAAUGAAUUCGACAUAGAUUCAAUUGAUGUGGAUGUUAUCCCAUUUUUAUUCAACAUAUACAAAGAAUUUGAUGAAACUCAAAACGAUAUUUCGAAUUUGACUUUGAAAAUUCUUGCAAAUGUUGUUGGCUCAAAUGAGAAAUAUUCGAAAAAGAUGCUGAAUUCCGAAUGGCUUCCAUUAAUUUCGAAUAUGGUUUUGAACGGGAGAAAUUUGAUGGAAAGACUGCUUGCUCACAAGGUAAUUGAUAUCUUGUUUUCGAUUGUUCAAAUUUUUAUUUACUCCAGAUUUGUCAAAAUGCUUUGAGUUCGCUGAACUCAAUUGAUUAUCGACUGCGCUCUGAUAUUUAUGAAGUACAUAUCCCGGAAGCUGAACCAGAGCUGGAUAUUGUUUUGAUUCAUGGAUUACGUGGAAGUGUUGCCUAUACUUGGAGGCAAAAAGAUUCCGAUGAGAAUAUUCUAACGACUUGUUGGCCCAAAGAUUGGCUACCAUAUGAUAUCAAACGACCGUUUAGAAUUUUUGGAUUAGAUUAUCCUAGUUAUAUUAUUCAAUUUACUGGAGCACAACCUUCCUUGCAGGUACCCUUUUAAAUCAAAUAAACUUUAAUUUUAAAAUUAUUAAGUCACGCGCCAAUCGUUUUCAAAGUCAAUUAACUGAUGCUGGAAUUGGAAAACGCCCCGUUCUUUUCAUUUGUCAUUCAAUGGGUGGACUUUUAGCAAAACAACUUUUGUUGGACUCACCUGAACUCGCUAAAAAUACGGUAAAUAUGAAAGAUUGAGAAAAUAUGAAAAACAAAUUGAUUUUUUGUAGAUUGGUGUGUUGUUUAUUGCAACUCCGCACAAAGGAAGUCCGGUGGCAAGUUGGGGAUAUUCCAUUUUCAAUCCAACAAACGAUGUCAUUUUUCUGAAUGAAAAUAAUUUGAUGAAUAAAAAAGUGAGUUAAAAUGAGCAAGAGCUGCUUGAAAUCCUAUUUUUUCUGAAAUUAGGGUUUCUUAAAAAAUAUAGGAACACUAUGAAAAAUUCAACAAUGAACAUUUUUGAAAUAUGGAUUUGAAAAUCUGAAAAUGUCAAAAAUCAAUAUUUAAAAAAUAACAGAACGUGGCUUUUAGAAAUUCAUAUUUUUCAGCUCAACGAUGACUUCACUGCAAUCAGUCGACAAAUUCCAAUUAUUGUCAGUAUGGUUGAAACAGUCGAAUCAAAUCUUAUCGGAACUGCAAAAGGAAUUGUUGUCCCAAACAAAUCAGCUGUUUUUGAACAAGGCGCAGUCUAUCAUAUUGAAGAUAUGCAUCUGAAUAUUUGUAAACCAGCAAGAGAAUCUGCUUCGUAUGGUGUCAUUAUCAACUUUUUACUCGACUGCUUUAGAGAAAUUGGGAGACGUUGA
This is a messenger RNA of Caenorhabditis angaria, 2041 nucleotides long. NCBI's taxonomy places the organism in Eukaryota, Metazoa, Nematoda, Chromadorea, Rhabditida, Rhabditidae. The record is from the annotation of a GenBank genome assembly.